GGCUGCCCAAGUCGGGGGUGUGACCCGGUAACGCAAACUGGAAGUAGCCGUGAGGAGUUCCAGCCUCCAGUUUUUCCCCGCCUCUUGUAACGCAUUGGAAAAGCUUUGCGUCAAUCAUUAAAUCGUUACCCAAUGGCGACUCAUCCGGGCGUGCGCAUGGGCCAAAUCACUUCCCAUUUUUUUGGUCUCUCAAGAUUUUGACUGCGCGCGCGCCUAAGACAUCUCCCCGUCCUGUCACUUCGCUACUCCUCUGCGCUUGCGCACUUUUGCCGCCAGGUUUUCCUUUUCCGGGUCCUAGCAGGUUCUAACGGGCGCAUGCGCCAGUGCAGGCUGGCAGCUCGCGGCUCCUUCUUCCGGCCUCCCCUUUGCGCCGGCACCGGUAGAAGCGGGGCGAAGGCAGAGCCCUAAGCGAGUGACCUGCGACCCCGGAAGUGGACUUCAGGGUCCCAAGGAUUUCUCCGGUCUGGAGCCAGGGGACCUAUCACUGGCACUCCAAUAGCACCUAUUCCACGCCCACCUCUGGAUGCCGCCGACGGGUGCCCAGCCCGUGCCCUGCGCCUGCCUUCAGGCUCGGCCCCUUACAACAGUUCUGGGCCACCGGAGGGGGCCCAGGCUCCGCCUCUGAUGCAGUCCCACCCGAGUAUCCCGGCCUGAUCCGCUGACUGCCUGGGCCGGCCCCGCCCCCUGCCUGUGCCCUCGCCCUACCAAUCCCCUCCCCCAUUGGGGGAGGCCAUGGCGUGAAAUCUAAGUCGGACCCCGGGACCCUCGGGCACCAGCGGGGCAUGGGCCGGGGGCCGCCCCCAUGAGGGUCCCGGGAGGAGGGCGUGCGCAGCAGCGGCUGGGCCAUGGGGUCUCAGGUGUUGCAGAUCCUGCGCCAGGGGGUGUGGGCCUCGCUCACUGGCGGUUGGUUCUUCGAUCCGCAUCAGAGCACCUUCUCCAACUGCUUCCAUCUCUAUGUCUGGAUCUUCUUGCUCAUCUUUCCCUUCUUGCUGUACAUGGUCCUGCCCCCCAGCCUGAUGGUGGCUGGAGUGUACUGCCUGGUGGUAGCUGUCAUCUUUGCUACCAUCAAGACUGUGAACUAUCGCCUGCAUGCCAUGUUCGACCAGGGCGAGAUUGUGGAGAAACGCAACUCUACCAUGGGGGAGCAGGAAGAAGAAGCUGCCCAGGGGGAGAGCAGCCUUCCCAGGGACCCUGGUGUGGAGAUGACAGUGUUCCGGAAAGUGAGUUCCACACCUCCUGUACGCUGCAGUUCCCAGCAUUCCGUGUUUGGCUUCAACCAGGUGUCGGAAUUGCUGCCCCGGAUGGAGGAUUCUGGGCCCCUCAGAGACAUCAAGGAGCUGGUACGGGAGCAGGGCAGCAACAACGUGAUUGUGACCUCUGCCGAUCGAGAGAUGCUGAAGAUGAGCUCGCAAGAGAAACUGAUUGGAGACCUUCCCCAGACACCUCCAGGGGUUAUCCCAGACCCCUCUCUUCCCAGUACAGAUUCCUCCGAGCGUUCUCCCAUGGCUGGAGAUGGUGUUCCCUGGGGUGGGGGCGGUGUGGCUGACACUCCCAUGAGCCCUUUACUGAAAGGGAGCCUCAGCCAGGAGCUAAGCAAGAGCUUUCUGACUCUGACCCGGCCUGACCAGGCCCUAGUGAGGACCAGUAGUCGGCGGGAACAAUGUCGGGGAACUGGAGGCUACCAGCCCCUGGACCGGAGGGGCUCAGGUGACCCCAUGCCCCAGAAAGCUGGCUCUUCAGAUUCCUGCUUCAGUGGUACUGACAGGGAGACUCUGAGCAGCUUCAAGAGCGAGAAGACUAAUUCUACGCACCUGGACAGUCCCCCUGGAGGACAUGCCCCUGAGGGCAGUGACACAGACCCUCCUUCUGAGGCUGAGUUGCCUGCCUCCCCAGAUGCUGGGGUCCCCUCAGAUGAUACACUUCGUUCCUUUGACACAGUCAUUGGAGCAGGGACACCACCGGGCCAAACUGAGCCACUCCUGGUUGUGCGACCCAAGGACUUGGCCCUGCUUCGGCCUAACAAACGGCGGCCACCCAUGCGAGGACACUCUCCACCUGGUCAUACCCCAAGACGGCCCUUGCUUGAGGGCUCAGGCUUCUUUGAAGAUGAAGAUACCAGUGAAGGUAGUGAGCUGAGCCCAGCAUCCAGUCUCCGGUCUCAGCGCCGCUAUAGCACUGAUAGCUCCUCAUCUACUUCUUGCUACUCCCCCGAGAGCUCCCAAGGUGCAGCUGGGGGUCCUCGGAAGCGGCGGGCCCCCCAUGAGGCUGAAGAAGGAGCUGCUGUGCCCCCUAAGCGACCCUAUGGAACCCAGCGGACACCCAGUACUGCUAGUGCCAAAACCCAUGCACGUGUGUUGAGCAUGGAUGGGGCAGGGGGUGAUGUCUUAAGGGCUCCCCUGGCUGGCUCCAAGGCUGAGCUGGAGGCGCAGCCAGGAGUGGAGCUGGCUGCUGGUGAGCCUGCUGUGAUACCUCCUGAAGCCCGCAGGGGACCCGCUGCCAACCAGCCUGGCUGGCGAGGGGAACUGCAGGAGGAAGGUGCUGUGGGGGGAGCACCUGAGGAAACAGGUCAGCGGGAAUGCACAAGCAAUGUGAGGAGGGCUCAAGCUAUCCGGAGACGACACAAUGCAGGCAGCAACCCUACGCCUCCAGCCUCUGUCAUGGGCUCGCCACCUAGCAGCCUACAGGAGGCUCAGCGGGGCCGGGCUGCUUCUCACUCCCGGGCACUGACUCUGCCCUCUGCUCUGCACUUUGCCUCUUCCCUGUUGCUCACCCGAGCUGGCCCCAACGUACAUGAAGCCAGCAAUUUUGAUGACACCUCUGAGGGUGCUGUGCACUAUUUCUACGAUGAGAGCGGUGUACGGCGGUCGUAUACCUUUGGCUUAGCUGGAGGUGGCUACGAGAAUCCUGUGAGUCAGCCAGGGGAGCAGGCAGCCAAUGGAGCCUGGGACCGUCACUCACAUUCCUCCAGCUUCCACUCAGCUGAUGUGCCUGAAGCCACAGGAGGCCUGAACCUCUUGCAACCGAGGCCAGUGGUUCUUCAGGGUAUGCAGGUGCGCAGGGUGCCCCUGGAAAUCCCAGAGGAGCAGACAUUGAUGGAGGAGGCACCACCCCGGGCCCAGCACAGCUACAAGUACUGGUUUCUUCCUGGCCGUUGGACUUCUGUUCGUUAUGAGCGGCUGGCCCUGCUGGCUCUCUUGGACCGGACGCGCGGGAUAAUGGAGAACAUUUUUGGUGUUGGAUUGAGCAGCCUGGUUGCCUUCCUGGGAUACCUGUUGCUGCUCAAGGGCUUCUUCACUGACAUCUGGGUCUUUCAGUUCUGUCUGGUCAUCGCCUCCUGUCAGUACUCCCUACUCAAGAGCGUGCAGCCUGAUGCAGCAUCUCCCAUGCAUGGCCACAACUGGGUGAUUGCGUACAGCCGUCCUGUUUACUUCUGCAUCUGCUGUCUACUCAUCUGGCUGUUGGACGCCCUGGGGACCGCUCAGCCCUUCCCACCUGUCUCUCUGUACGGCCUCACGCUCUUCUCUGCCUCUUUCUUCUUCUGCGCCCGAGAUGUGGCCACUGUGUUCACCUUAUGCUUCCCGUUCGUCUUCCUCCUGGGCCUUCUGCCCCAGGUCAACACCUGCCUCAUGUACCUCCUGGAGCAGAUAGAUAUGCACGGCUUUGGGGGCACAGCUGCCACCAGCCCGCUCACUGCAGUCUUCAGCCUCACCCGAAGCCUGCUGGCUGCUGCCCUGCUUUAUGGCUUCUGCCUUGGUGCCAUCAAGACGCCUUGGCCAGAGCAGCACGUCCCUGUCCUCUUCUCAGUCUUCUGUGGCCUCCUGGUGGCACUGUCCUAUCAUCUGAGCCGGCAGAGCAGUGACCCAACUGUUCUCUGGUCUCUAAUCCGGAGUAAGCUCUUCCCUGAGCUAGAGGAGCGGAGCCUAGAGACGGCCCGGGCCGAACCCCCAGACCCACUGCCAGAGAAGAUGCGUCAGUCAGUGCGGGAAGUCUUGCACUCCGACUUGGUGAUGUGUGUGGUGAUUGCUGUGCUCACCUUUGCCAUCAGUGCCAGCACCGUCUUCAUUGCCCUGAAGUCAGUUCUGGGCUUCGUGUUGUAUGCGCUGGCAGGAGCUGUGGGCUUCUUCACACAUUACCUGCUGCCGCAGCUCCGCAAACAGCUCCCCUGGUUCUGCCUCUCACAGCCUGUGCUGAAGCCCCUGGAAUACAGUCAGUAUGAAGUGCGAGGUGCUGCCCAGGUGAUGUGGUUUGAGAAGCUCUAUGCUGGUCUGCAGUGUGUUGAGAAGUACCUCAUCUACCCUGCUGUGGUUCUCAAUGCUCUCACAGUGGAUGCCCACACAGUCGUCAGCCACCCAGACAAAUUCUGCCUCUACUGCCGGGCCUUGCUGAUGACUGUGGCGGGACUGAAGCUGCUACGCUCGGCCUUCUGUUGCCCACCCCAGCAGUACCUGACCUUGGCCUUCACCGUCCUGCUCUUCCACUUCGACUACCCGAGGCUCUCGCAGGGCUUCCUGCUUGACUACUUCCUCAUGUCCCUGCUCUGCAGCAAGCUUUGGGACCUGCUGUACAAGCUGCGUUUUGUCCUGACCUACAUUGCACCGUGGCAGAUCACCUGGGGCUCAGCCUUCCAUGCCUUUGCCCAGCCCUUCGCUGUACCACACUCAGCUAUGCUGUUCCUCCAGGCCCUGCUCUCAGGGCUCUUCUCCACACCACUCAACCCCCUGCUGGGCAGCGCAGUCUUCAUCAUGUCCUACGCAAGGCCUCUCAAGUUCUGGGAGAGGGACUACAACACUAAACGUGUGGAUCAUUCCAACACUCGCCUAGUGACACAGCUGGACCGGAACCCAGGCGCUGACGACAACAACCUCAACUCCAUCUUCUACGAGCACUUAACCCGCUCGCUGCAGCACACACUGUGUGGGGAUCUGGUGCUGGGCCGCUGGGGCAAUUACGGCCCUGGAGACUGCUUUGUUCUGGCUUCUGACUACCUCAAUGCGCUGGUUCACCUCAUUGAGGUUGGCAAUGGCCUCGUCACCUUCCAGCUUCGUGGCCUUGAGUUCCGAGGCACAUACUGCCAGCAGCGUGAGGUGGAGGCCAUCACAGAAGGUGUGGAGGAAGAUGAGGGCUGCUGUUGCUGUGAGCCUGGUCACCUGCCCCGGGUCCUGUCCUUCAAUGCUGCCUUUGGGCAGCGCUGGCUGGCCUGGGAGGUGACAGCCAGCAAGUAUGUGCUGGAAGGCUACAGCAUCAGUGACAACAACGCAGCCUCCAUGCUGCAGGUGUUUGACCUCCGCAAGAUCCUUGUCACCUACUAUGUCAAGAGCAUCAUCUACUAUGUGAGCCGCUCUCCAAAGCUAGAGACCUGGCUGAACCAUGAGGGCAUCGCAGCUGCUCUACGGCCUGUGCGAGCCCUUGGUUACGCGGACUCAGACCCUACCUUCUCACUGAGUGUUGAUGAGGACUAUGACCUUCGACUGUCUGGCCUCUCGCUGCCAUCCUUCUGUGCUGUUCACCUUGAGUGGAUCCAGUACUGUGCCUCUCGGCGAAGCCAGCCCGUGGACCAGGACUGGAAUUCACCAUUGGUCACACUAUGCUUUGGCCUAUGUGUGCUGGGUCGCCGGGCCCUGGGAACAGCCUCACACAGUAUGUCUGCCAGCCUGGAGCCUUUCCUCUAUGGCCUGCAUGCCCUGUUCAAGGGGGACUUUCGCAUCACCUCCCCUCGUGAUGAGUGGGUCUUCGCUGACAUGGACCUGCUUCACCGCGUGGUGGCACCUGGGGUUCGCAUGGCUCUCAAGCUUCACCAGGACCAUUUCACGUCUCCUGAUGAGUAUGAGGAGCCAGCAGCCCUGUAUGACGCCAUUGCGGCCAAUGAGGAGCGGCUGGUCAUCUCCCACGAGGGGGACCCUGCCUGGCGCAGCGCCAUCCUCAGCAACACGCCCUCCCUGCUGGCCCUGCGCCACGUCAUGGACGACGCCUCCGAUGAGUAUAAGAUCAUCAUGCUCAACCGACGCCACCUCAGCUUCCGGGUCAUCAAGGUAAACCGAGAGUGUGUGCGUGGGCUGUGGGCUGGGCAGCAGCAAGAGCUGGUGUUCCUGCGCAACCGCAACCCUGAGCGUGGCAGCAUCCAGAAUGCCAAGCAGGCUCUCCGCAAUAUGAUCAACUCGUCCUGCGACCAGCCACUGGGCUACCCCAUCUACGUGUCACCUCUGACCACAUCUCUGGCUGGUAGCCACCCCCAACUGCGGGCGCUGUGGGGUGGUCCUGUCAGCCUGGGUGCCAUUGCCCGGUGGCUCUUGCACAGCUGGGAGAGACUUCAUAAGGGCUGUGGCGCUGGCUGUAAUAGUGGUGGGAAUGUGGAUGACUCGGACUGUGGCGGGGGUGGUGGCCUGGCCUCCCUCAGCAAUAACCCCCCCUUGGCACACCCUACACCUGAGAAUACAGCAGGCAGCAGUGAACAGCCACUCCCACCAGGUCCUAGCUGGGGGCCACGGCCUUCCCUCAGUGGCUCUGGUGAUGGACGGCCCCCUCCUCUGCUGCAGUGGCCUCCCCCUCGGCUUCCUGGACCACCCCCUGCUUCACCUGCUCCCACUGAGGGUCCCCGGCCUUCAAGACCUUCUGGCCCUGGUCUCCUCAAUUCUGAGGGGCCCAGUGGGAAGUGGAUUCUGGGGGCUCGGAAGGGACUGGGAGGACCUGAUGGAGAGCCAGUCUCAGGGAGCCCCAAAGGAGGCACUCCCAAAUCUCAGGCCCCUCUAGACCUCAGCCUCAGUCCUGAUGUCAGCUCUGAGGCCUCACCUGCCAGAACAACGCAGGACAUUCCUUGCUUGGACAGCAGUGUUCCUGAGAGUUGCACACCCUCCGGUGCCCCAGGUGACUGGCCUGCCCCUGUUGAGGAACGAGAGAGCCCAGCUGCCCAGCCCUUGCUGGAGCAUCAGUACUGAGUAGCCUGUCCUCUGCUGGAUCUCAUCCCAGGACUCAGUAACUCAGACUCUGCUGGAUCACAGAACUGAUUGCCUUUGGCUCUGGUGUCUGCACCCUGAUAUCUGGCUACUUCAGACUGUCAGAACUGAGUGACCCAGACUUCUCUCCCUGAUCCGUGGCCUGGAAACCCCAAAUUGAGGCAGCAGCCUCCUAGCCAGGCCCCAAGAGCCAAACCCAUGGGCUGGUCCCUCUUUGAGCCCAUGGCCUGGACUGACUUUGCCCCUGGGCCUGCACUGCCCACAAGGCUGGCCUCUUUAGCCUGGACCUGGGGCCUGACACGUGGCAAGGGUGGGUUCAUUCGUUCUUUUGUCAUUUUUCUUUCCUUUUUUUUUUCUGUGCUUCAGAGACACCAAAUUAAUAACACUAUUUUUGAUUUUG
Molecule: messenger RNA, 7350 nt
Organism: Arvicanthis niloticus (Nile rat)
Lineage: Eukaryota; Metazoa; Chordata; Mammalia; Rodentia; Muridae
Gene: Pcnx3
Product: pecanex 3
Cellular component (GO): membrane
Source: RefSeq, a predicted model, not a curated record